UUCAACUUUAGAGUAACACUGGGAGCUUUGGAGUAAAGGACAGACGGACUGAGCGCAGAACUCCACUGGCUGACUUAAGUGAUACUAUCCAGAGGAUUGGCCACUUUAAAGCUCUUUAUAUUUAAACUCUAUCCCUCUCUCUCAACAUGAACUUGUUGCAUUUGGUGGCUUGUGGACUUGUUAUCACCCUACUUUCAGUCAGGACGGGGGCGAAACCCAUCACACAGGCGCAACAAAAGAGUCUAAAAAAUUUACUGGGCGAGGAGCUGGCGGAGUUUAUGGAGUCAGAGGAGCGGGAGAGGAGACUGGAGAACGUGCGCUCUCGGUUACGCAUACUACGGGACCUGCGCAUGGACACGCGUGCCCGAGGGAUGUGGGCGCGCCUCCUGAACGACCAGCCCCCCCCAAGGAGAAACAAGUCGGGCACCAAGAAAGCGGGCUCCACGGCCCGGAGCGGCUGCUUCGGACACAAGAUGGACAGGAUAGGCACCAUCAGCGGCAUGGGCUGCUAGGGGCGGUGCAGAAGACAGUGUUUAACUCUAGACGAUGGGAAGGAACAAUGUGGACUCCGUUUGUUCUCGCCUGAGGGGGAAAAAAACGAUCAUCAAGAAAGACGACGGAUAUUUGGUACGAAAACGCCAUGACCAGCAUAAACGAGGACUGAGAUGACAGUGCUACUAUCCUGCAUAUAUCUAUAAAUAUAUACAAAAAAUAUAUAUGUUACACAUACACAACCAGCUCAUUACACGAAGAAAAGAACCACGAGACAACAGACUACGGUGUAAAAAAAACGAAACUACCAAACCGCAAAGCUGUAUAUUGUUGCUGCUGUACAUUCAUGUACUUCUUCCCUCCCCACACAUGCAUAAAUGUAUUUAUGUUUAAAAAAAACUAUUUAUAUGUUUAUAAAAAGAGAUAUUUAUAAUAUGUUUUAUUUAUGUAACAUUUUGAAAAUGGAUGCAAACUGCAGGUCUUUGUUUGUAUUCUGUUCGUAACUUUUUUUUCCGUUUGUCUCCAAUAGUUGUAAAUGUUUUCAAAAUGAUAAAAGAACAUUCCAUGUGCACUUAAAAGUGUCCUUUUAACUUUUUGCUACCAUUACAACAGUUUAGUUGGUGUAUUCUAGCAGAACUUAGAGAGGCAUGUAUGCACUAUCUGCUAAAUGUAUUGCAAAUCAUCUGUGCAUGUCUGACAAGAUAUGUAUUUAUAGGAUGGUGUUACAAGGGGUCAAAUUAACUUUGAAAAUGUGACAACAUUAUUACCUUACAAACAAGUUACUAUCCAUUUUAUAGGAGAAGUAUUGUAGUUGAAUACAAUAGCCAGACUUUAGCAGGUUUGGAUAUGGAACAUUACCCACACCUAUAAAAUCUCUACAGAAUCCCUUUCCCACAUGUAUUUGAUGAGUGAAACGAUCCAGAAUGUGAGGCUCAAACCAAGUACCUAUAAUAGCUCUUUACAUUACACACAAUUUGGACUAGACCUGCAGUACAAACAGUCAACAACAAAUCAUUUAUGUGCCAGCCAGGGCCUUAAAGUCAUAUUGUUUGAUUAUAGAGACAACUGAAACUAAGGUUUUGCUUUACUGCAGAGAAGUCACAAGUUGUGGCAUUGAGUGAAAAGGAAUAAACAGACGGCAUUGAGAAAAGGCUUUUCACCACUAGAGGGCAGAGCCAUGCUGAGAAAAACACGUGGCGACCAGAGACACCUGUUACUCCCUUAUAAAGUCUAUAAUACACUUCCAAAUGUAUGUUUGGAGCGCAUUUUUUUUAUGUUUACAGUAUGCAACUAAUGACAAAUCUAUACAUAAGAUGCUUUGCAGUAAAGCACAUGGUCAAUAUCUACACCAUCACUGCAGCCACGUUGUAAACUUCAUUAGCAUUGAAAGCCACUUUGUAGGCCUACAGACAAUAGCUUGUGGCCUUGCAAAGGUAAAUGAGUAACGCCCUGAUACCUUGUCACAUGAGUGACCUCUUGGCAUGGAGCAUCGAGUACAAUGCAUGGUUAGUUAGCAUUUCCCUUCCCAACUAACUGCCCCAGGUAUUUGAAAGGUUUAACAAAACUUAAGUUACUAUGAAACUCUUUGGGACCAUGGAUGCAUUGCACGUUUUGGACAUGGACAAUAUGCCGGGAAGUAGAUUAUCUGAUGGCCAAAUAUUACUAAAAUGCAGAAAUGUCUCCACCUUCAGGAAAUUGUGUGACCCUCUGCCAUUUAUCAACUGAGAUAAACAGUCAAAUGAGGAAAAGAGCAGUAGCAAUAAAACAUGUUUAA
Messenger RNA from Gadus chalcogrammus (walleye pollock), 2266 nucleotides. It is a transcript of the gene nppc, whose product is annotated as natriuretic peptide C. Gene Ontology annotation, cellular component: extracellular region. Gene Ontology annotation, biological process: receptor guanylyl cyclase signaling pathway; cGMP biosynthetic process. The transcript has 3 exons. Gene Ontology annotation, molecular function: hormone receptor binding; hormone activity. The coding region runs from base 147 to 512 and encodes 121 amino acids. NCBI's taxonomy places the organism in Eukaryota, Metazoa, Chordata, Actinopteri, Gadiformes, Gadidae. The record is from RefSeq and is a predicted model, not a curated record.